AGAUCAUCACAAUAUGGCUUCAAGUCUGCUCGUUUACUUUCUUUUGCUCUCCAUUCCUCUACUUCUCUUCCUCUUAAAUCGAAGCAGAAGGAGAGGCUAUGGAAAGGUGGCGGCAAGCAAGCUGCCUCCAGGACCAAGGAGGCUCCCCAUCAUUGGAAACCUAUACCAGUUCGGCUCAUUGCCUCAUCACACCCUCCAUCAGCUGUCUCUCAAGUAUGGGCCUCUCAUGUAUCUCCAGCUUGGCUCCGUUCCCGCUCUGGUCAUCUCUUCCAGCGAGGUGGUUCGGGAGGUCAUCAAAGAUCAUGACCUCGUCCUCUCCAGCAGGCCGGCCUUGUAUGCUGCAAAGAAGCUCACCUAUGGCCUCGUAGACAUGGCCUUCGCACCCUAUGGAGAACACUGGAAGCAAGCUCGCAAGGUUUGUGUCUCGGAACUUCUAAGUGCAAAACGAGUGCAAUCUUUUCGGGCGACAAGGGAGGAAGAAGUGGCCAUGUUGAUUGCUUCUAUCAAAAGACUAUCUUCGUCUUCUCCAUCUCCCGUUCCUAUUAACUUAAGUGAGAUGUUGCUCUCUCUCUCGAAUAAUAUUACUUGUCGUGCUGCAUUCGGCGAGAGGUUUGGAUCCAGAAAGUAUGAGGAGGGUGGGAGCAGAAUCUUUCAUAUCCUUGAGGAGACGCAGAGGUUGCUUGGAGGGUUCUGCACGGCAGAUUUCUUUCCGUGGUUGGAGUGGAUUCAUAGGCUCACGGGCUUGCGAGCAAGGCUGGAGAGGAACUUCAAGGACUUGGAUGAAUUCUAUGAUCAGGUGAUUGAAGAGCACCUCAAGACAAUAGAAUGGUCGCGUCCGGGAGAUGAGGACCUGGUACAUGUUCUGCUUCGACUUCAGAGGGACCCUUCUCAUGGAAGCAUCAAUAGAAGUAUAAAUCACAUCAAGGGUCUUCUAACAGAUAUCUUCAUUGCUGCAACCGACACAAUUUCAGCAAUACUAGUAUGGACAAUGGUGGAGCUCAUGAGAAAUCAAAAUGAAAUGAAUAAAGUACAAGAAGAAGUACAAAAAGUAUUUGGCAACAAAGGCAAGGUGGAUGAACGUGACCUCCAACAUCUUGAGUAUUUAAAAUUAGUGAUUAAGGAAGCAUUUCGGUUGCACCCUCCUGCUCCGUUUCUAGGGCCUCGUGAGACUGGUGAGAUGUGCAAAAUUAGAGGAUAUGAAAUUCCUCCAAAAACAAGGGUCUUCAUUAAUGCAAGAGCUAUAGGCACGGACCCAAAUAUUUGGACAAACCCUACUGAAUUUUGUCCUGAGAGAUUCUUGAGUGGUGAUAUUGACUUCAGGGGACAAGAUUUUGAUCUCACACCAUUUGGAGUUGGCCGAAGGAUUUGUCCAGGAAUUAAUUUUGCAAUUGUGUUUGUUGAGCUUGUUCUCGCUAACCUUUUGUAUCAUUUUGAUUGGAAAUUACCGUUUGGAAUGCGAGAGGAGGAUUUGGAUUUGGAUGAGAAAUUUGGGCUUACAGUGCACAAGAAAAAUCCUCUUUACCUUUUAGCUCAACCUAAAGAUAUAUAAUGACAUAGCUUUAUGUACGAUAUAGACGGUGCCAUGCUGAGAAUAAUGAGAAGUCAUUAUGACACCUACAUGAUACUUAGUGUGAUUUACUUUGCUUGUUACUUAGUCUUGAUUACUUGGAAGUGGUGUAGUCAAGAAUUGGGAAUGUAAUAUCAUCCCCAUGACUUGUAUUUCAUGUUAGUAUUAUCUAUUUAUGAAAAAUUGAUCUCCUUGUAUUAUUUUUUUUC
Molecule: messenger RNA, 1776 nt
Organism: Phoenix dactylifera (date palm)
Lineage: Eukaryota; Viridiplantae; Streptophyta; Magnoliopsida; Arecales; Arecaceae
Product: cytochrome P450 71A9-like
Molecular function (GO): iron ion binding; monooxygenase activity; heme binding
Source: RefSeq, a predicted model, not a curated record